AUGGGGACUCCUCCGGCCCAGAUCUCGCGUAUCUGCUCCGACCCCAUCUCGCCCAAGAUUCCGCACCCGAAUCCGACCCGUCUUCCCUCCAACAUCCCACUCCGAACACUCAGCGUGCACAACGAGCGGCGUCCUCGGCAGAGUCAAGAGCAACACUCUUCGCUGCUUCCGUCGCACCGGCAUCGACACCCGGUGGAUGAAUCCGGUUACUCCGACUCUGAAGACGACGGUUCCGACGAAUCUUCCUGGGCUGACACGGGCGACAUUGCCGAGCAGCUCGGCGAGGAAGAUCCGUUGCGCGAGCAGGUAAAGGCAAACGGGACCCUCGACGACGACGACACAUUAGCCGGCGUAUUCAAGCGCCACCCGAAACAUCACCGUCACCAAAAGCGAGUCAGGUACCGAGAGCCGCUGUCCUCGGCGAGCAGCAGGUCCACCUCUCGACACGGAGGUCUCGUUGAUAAAGAAGCCAUCCAUAUCCCUAGCGUCGACCCUCAGAAGCCGUCUAGGGCGGAACGCCUGCUAGCCGCCAUCAUGACGGGCGGUUCGAGUUCCAUCCAUGGCCUGACGGGCAAGCCAUUACUGUACUUCACUUCUAUCUUUGUGUCUUUAGGCGUCUUCCUGUUCGGAUAUGACCAGGGUGUUAUGUCGGGUAUUCUUAUCGGUGAUUAUUUUAGAGAGUAUUUCCACCACCCGUCACCUGUGCAGAUUGCGACCAUGGUCGCCAUUCUCGAGGUUGGCGCUUUCAUUUCUUCUCUCAUGGUCGGCAGGAUUGGAGAUAUCAUUGGUCGGAGGAGGACGAUCUUCUACGGAUCCUGCGUCUUCGUCGUUGGCGGUGCUCUGCAAACUUUUGCAAAGGACAUGGCCAUGAUGAUGACGGGCAGAGUCCUGGCUGGUCUGGGUGUUGGGAUGCUCUCAACCAUCGUUCCCGUCUACCAAUCCGAAAUAUCCCCGCCCCAUAACCGGGGACAGCUCGCCUGCAUCGAGUUCACGGGGAACAUUAUUGGGUAUGCGACCUCUGUUUGGGUGGACUACUUCUGUGGCUUUAUUAAGGGCAACUUGUCCUGGCGCCUGCCAUUGUUGAUGCAGUGCAUCAUGGGCGCACUACUUGGCCUUGGAAGUUUGAUAAUCGUGGAAUCGCCCAGAUGGCUACUUGACAACGACCAUGACGAAGAGGGCAUUGUGGUCAUUGCCAACCUCUACGGCGGCGGUGACAUCCACAAUCCGCGUGCCCGGGAUGAGUUCCGUGAGAUCAAGAUGAACGUCCUCUUGCACCGGCAAGAAGGUGAGCGCACCUACAGCGAGAUGUUCAAGCGUUAUGGCCGGCGGGUCUUCAUUGCCAUGUCGGCGCAGGCGUUGGCUCAGCUCAACGGCAUCAAUGUCAUUUCGUACUACGCCCCUUACGUUUUCGAGAAAGCCGGCUGGGUGGGUCACGACGCAGUGCUGAUGGCGGGGAUCAAUGGUAUCACAUAUGUCUUGUCGACCAUCCCGCCGUGGUACGUCAUAGACCGAUGGGGACGUCGGCCGAUUCUGCUGUCGGGAGCCAUAGCCAUGGUGACUUCGCUUUCGCUGAUUUCAUAUGUUUUGUACCUCAACAUCCCGUCUACGCCGAAGUUGGUCGUCAUUCUCGUCAUGAUCUACAACGCCGCGUUCGGGUAUUCGUGGGGUCCGGUCCCAUGGCUCUAUCCUCCGGAAAUCCUCCCGCUCAAGAUUCGGUCCAAGGGUGCCAGUCUGUCGACGGCCACCAACUGGGCGUUCAACUGGCUGGUUGGCGAGAUGACGCCCAUCCUUCAGGAGUGGAUUGCCUGGCGACUGUAUCUUUUGCAUGCAUUCUUCUGCGCUGUCAGUUUCGUUGUUGUAUACUUCUUAUAUCCCGAGACACGCGGCGUCCGUCUCGAGGACAUGGACGCCCUCUUUGGCGACUCUACGCGGGCUCUGGGCACCCCGUCCGCGGCCACUCCAACCGUGCAUGCCGAGUCGGAUGCGCUGCUACGCCCGGCGUCGCCUAUACCGCCGCUCAAUAUCAGGAACCGUUCUCCAAUGAGAGCGGCGAACGCGGCCAUUCCCGGUCUUAACAUCAACCCGCCGGAUGAUGUCGAAGCUGACCGCAAGCCGCGCGAAGCUAAUAAGAGCCCUGGCGCGCAGGCCGACGGUGGGGUUGGUGGCUUUUUCUCGAGGCUUAUGGGCCGUGGCCGUGCUGGUGGGUCAAGUAGGGUUGGGCAGUAUGCGCCGGUUGAGCAGCGCGAAGAUUGA
Chaetomium strumarium is the source of this 2253-nucleotide messenger RNA. RefSeq lists its product as uncharacterized. NCBI's taxonomy places the organism in Eukaryota, Fungi, Ascomycota, Sordariomycetes, Sordariales, Chaetomiaceae. Gene Ontology annotation, cellular component: membrane. Gene Ontology annotation, molecular function: carbohydrate:proton symporter activity. Gene Ontology annotation, biological process: carbohydrate transport; transmembrane transport. The transcript is spliced from 6 exons. The record is from RefSeq and is a predicted model, not a curated record. Bases 1 to 2253 code for a protein of 750 amino acids.